AUGCCAUCCUUAGCUGACCAGCUGGCUAAGCUGGCAAAUCCAGAACCCGUUGAUUUCGAUCCUGAAGAUUUUGAGAACCGAAAUCCAGAUGAUGAUAGCGGCAACGAGUUAGAAGUUAACAAAGCUGCCACUGAGCAUUAUUUGGAGGUCAGUAAGAGUUCAUUAAGAAAUGACGAGUUAAACGUUGAUGGUGUGAAAUAUGUUGGUAAAAGAGUGAAAAGAGAUGCAUUAUUUGAACAAAAUGGUGGUCACUCUGAGGAAAGUGACGAUGACGAUGAAGAGGAGGUCGAGGGUGAGGAUGACUCCGAGGAAGAAGAAGAAGAAGAGGAAGAUUCCGAAGAAAACGAUGUCGUCAAUGGAAAUGAAUCCGAGGAAGAAGAUGAAAUGCAAUCUGAUGAUGAUAUUAGCGAGAAAAAAGAGCAACGAAAACUAAAUGGUUCUGCUAGUGAUGGCGUCCCCGAAGAUGAGGUAGCUAAACGUGCUCAACUUCAAGAACUGAUCGAUGCCGAGCGUAAGAACUUGGCUGGUCGACUGUCAAAUACUGCCAAGGCUGACGCUGAAAAAGGCUCUGCAGUUCAACAUCAACUGAAUAUCUAUGAAAGCAUUAUUGAUUGCAGAAUCAAACUCCAAAAAUCUAUCCAGGCGGUGAACGAGCUUCCAAUUUCGAGAAGCAGUGCUGAAAAGUUCACUACCGAGGCUACGCCUGAAUUAAUAUCCAAAAAUAAAGAAUCAGUCUUUGAUUUGUUAAAUAAAGUCUCUCAACUUCGACUUCGACUAUUACAAAAAGAUGGGCUUACUGAUUUACCCAAAAAGUUGAGCAAAAAGCGCUCUCUUACUACUGCAUUUGAAAACGCCCAGUCUUUGGACAAACCACUAUACGGUUAUCGCGAGUCUGUUUUAACUAAAUGGUCUCAGAAAGUCCAGUCUUCUACUGGAUCUAUGGCAUUACAAUCCAGCAAAUUCAAGUCAUUAAACCAGACUGCAGCAAUUCAAGUAUCGACUGUUUUGGCUGAUAUGGAGAGGUUGGUUAAGAGAACCAAACUAAAUCGUUCCAACGUCAAAGCUCUAGGGCUAGAAACUGUUGCUGAAGACCAAGAGAAGCAGGCAAAGACAGUUGAUAUCCAAGAAGAGGACCAUAUUUUCGACGAUACAGACUUUUACCGUCAAAUUUUGAAGGAACUGGUCGACAGAAGAAUGGCUGAUUCUGGAAACACUGCUGGUCUGAAGUGGACUGUGACAAAAGCCAAAGUGAAGAAGAAUAUAGACACCAAAGCAUCCAAGGGUCGUAAACUACGGUACACAGUGCAGGAAAAAGUGCAGGGCUUUGACGUUCCUCGCCAUACAACUACGUGGACAGACGAGCAAAUUGAUGAUCUAUUUGCAUCCCUCUUGGGCCAAAAGAUUAAAAUCGAUGAGAAUGAUAAUUCAGAUGCUGAAGAAGACAAACCAGAAGAAGAACCCGAGAAUGAUGGUCUUCAGAUCUUUGGUUGA
Sugiyamaella lignohabitans is the source of this 1491-nucleotide messenger RNA. RefSeq names its product Bfr2p (gene BFR2). Gene Ontology annotation, cellular component: nucleolus; nucleus. The record is from RefSeq and is a predicted model, not a curated record. Lineage: Eukaryota; Fungi; Ascomycota; Dipodascomycetes; Dipodascales; Trichomonascaceae. Bases 1 to 1491 code for a protein of 496 amino acids. The transcript has a single exon. Gene Ontology annotation, biological process: maturation of SSU-rRNA from tricistronic rRNA transcript (SSU-rRNA, 5.8S rRNA, LSU-rRNA).